Molecule: messenger RNA, 2008 nt
Organism: Triticum aestivum (bread wheat)
Lineage: Eukaryota; Viridiplantae; Streptophyta; Magnoliopsida; Poales; Poaceae
Product: protein argonaute 1C
Exons: 11
Coding region: 1289-1918 (209 amino acids)
Molecular function (GO): nucleic acid binding
Source: RefSeq, a predicted model, not a curated record
UUUCCAUUGACAUUUCACUCCAACAUCAGGCUACAUAGGACCAUAUGACCACCUCAUAUCAACACUACCUACAGAAGAAUCAGAUCACAAGACACGGGCCGCUACUACCCAGUUUCACCGGCGGCGGACGAAAACCUAAGCGCGCUCCCCUCGGAUGCGGCAGACGAGCUGGAUGUCCUUGGGCAUGAUGGUGACGCGCUUGGCGUGGAUGGCGCAAAGGUUGGUGUCCUCGAAGAGCCCGACGAGGUACGCCUCGGCGGCCUCCUGCAGAGCGGAGACGGCGGAGCUCUGGAACCUGAGGUCGGUCUUGAAGUCCUGCGCGAUCUCGCGGACGAGGCGCUGGAAGGGGAGCUUGCGGAUGAGCAGCUCCGUGCUCUUCUGGUACUUGCGGACCCGUACAAUGGGGAUCCAUAUGCAAAGGAAUUCGGUGUAACUUUUGAGAACAAACUCACAAUAAUUAAGGGUCGUGUGCUACCUCCUCCUAUGCUGAAAUUUGGUGACCAAGGCAAGGAGAAGGUAUUCUGGCCGAAAGUUGGCAAGUGGAAUAUGCGGUCUAAGAAAAUGGUCGAUGGAGGAGCAGUUAACACCUGGACAUGCAUUAACUUCGCUUCAGACAUCAUGCGUGCUACUGCUGUGGCUUUUUGUGAUGAACUGGCUGUGAUGUGCCUAGUCUCUGGAAUGAACUUUAGGGGUGACCCUGUGCUCCCUGUAGUGAAUGCUAGACCUAAGUACGUAGAAUCAGCUCUCAAGAAACAUCAUAAACGUGUCAUGAAGAUACUCAGACCACAGGGAAAAGAACUUGAUCUGCUGAUUGUAAUACUGCCCGGCAACAAUGGCCCUCUUUAUGGUGAUAUCAAAAGAAUAUGUGAGACGGAUAUUGUGCUGGUCUCUCAAUGUUGUCUUGCAAAGCAUGUUUUACCGAUGAAACCACGGUAUCUUGCAAAUAUUGCCCUUAAAAUUAAUGCUAAGGUAUGUUGUGUUCUAUUAGCAUUUUCAGGCUGGUUGUGCAGUACUUCACAUUGCUUUGAUUUAUAGGUAGGGGGGAAGAAAUACUGUACUUGUUGAUGCUGUGGAAAGGAAUCUCCCACGUGUUGGUAACACACCAACUAUUAUAUUUGGUGCCGAUGUUAGCCAUCCUCAUCCUCGAGAAGGACCUUAUAGUCCUUCCAUUGCAGCCAUAAGGGCAUAUAACAUCAUUCAAGUUGCCAGACUAUGUAAGUAAUAUCUUCAACAAUUUCAUGUUUUGUGAAGGUUGUAGCUUCUCAAGACUGGCCGGAGGUCACCAAGUAUGCUGGAUCAGUCCGGCCACAAGAACAGUGUCUCUUUAACAAAAAUGACUGUUAAAAGUGGAUGUAUGCCUGGCAGAAUGAUCAAAGAACAUCUCAUUUCUUUCAUGAGGGCGACCGGACAUAUACCUGGGAGGAUCAUAUUUUACAGGGAUGUUGUAAGCAAAGAAAAGCUCAAUCAGGUUCUUGAGCAUGAACUUUCUGCCAUUAAAAAGGCAUGUGCUUCGGUCGAUCCAAUUUACAAUCCACAAGUUACCAUUAUUAUGGUUCAGAGACGUCAUCACACACGUUUGUUUUCUGGUAACUAUGGCACUGGGAGCACAGUUUUCCGAAGUGGAAAUGUAUUGCCUGGUACUGUGGUUGAUAACGAAAUAUGCCAUCCCACCGACUUUGAUUUUUACCUGUGUAGCCAUGCUGGCACUAAGGGAGUUAGCCGGCCUGUACGUUAUCAUGUUCUGUGGGACGAGAAUAGCUUUACGGCUAAUGCUAUCCAAUCUCUCACAAACCAUCUAUGCUACACGUACGCGAGGUGCACCUCCUCUGUUUCUGUAGUGCCUCCGGUCUACUACGCCCAUCUUUUGGCAUCCCGCGCUUGGCUUUAUAUCAAACCAGGGGAUACGGGUGAGCUGUAAUUCCCUGAGAUCAAGGACAAUGUGAAAAACAGUGGCAUGUUCUUCUGCUAAAGUGCGGGGGCAGCUUUCCAAGUGUUUGUGGUGGAGUCG